UGUGGACAUGGUGGAUGGAAACGAACACUACACUUCCCAAGAGUCUCAGCGAUCUCGUGCUCUGUUUGCCACAGGAGUUCAAUCUUCAAAUUUUCGUUUCAUGAUACCCAUCAUUAUCUAAAAACAGUUCGUCGUCGCUGCCAUGGCGGAACCUGCAGCUUGUCCGCCUUUUCAGUUGGGAAGACCUCGAUAUGAUCAGAGCACAUUUCUGGGGAGGCUGAAGCAUUUCAUUGACAUCAUCGAUCCCAGCACACUCUUUGUGUCUGAGAGUCGAUUAAAUGACUGUGUGAAGCUACUGGAUGAUUAUAGGAAUGGUAAACUUUCCCCAGGAAUAACUGACUCACAGCUUUGGGAAGCACAAAAAGUCAAACAGGCUAUCAUUCAUCCUGAUACAGGGGAAAAGAUCUUUAUGCCUUUUCGCAUGUCAGGCUAUGUCCCAUUUGGAACACCAAUAGUUGUGGGCCUUCUCCUUCCUAAUCAAACGCUGGCUACAACUGUUUUUUGGCAGUGGUUCAAUCAGAGUCAUAAUGCCUGUGUGAACUAUGCAAACCGCAAUGCCACAAAGCCCACACCAACUUCCAAGUUUCUGCAAGGCUACGCUGGAGCUGUCGGUAGCGCUGUCUCAAUUGCAGUGGGGCUUAACAUACUGAUCCAGAAAUCCAGCAAAUUCAGUCCGGCAACUCGUGUCAUUAUUCAGAGAUUCGUCCCCUUUCCUGCUGUUGCCAGCGCCAACAUCUGUAACGUGGGACUGAUGAGGCAUAACGAGCUCUCGGAGGGGAUCGACGUGCUGGACAACAAUGGGAACGUCGUGGGUUCGUCCCGGAUCGCUGCCAAACACGCAAUAAUGGAGACAGCCUUUACAAGAGUGGUUCUACCGUUUCCAAUCUUCGUCCUCCCACCAAUGAUAAUGGCCUACCUCGAAAAGCUGCCACUGCUCCAGGCUCACCGCAGGCUGAUGCUGCCCAUCCACAGCUUUGUGUGUCUGGCUGUGUUCGGCCUGUCCUUGCCUUUGGCUAUCAGCCUGUUCCCACAGAUGUCUCAGAUUGAGGUGUCUCACCUUGAGCCAGAGAUUGCCAUGGCGACGGAUUGCAAGGUAGUGACCUACAACAAGGGACUGUGAGGAGAGGAGAAGGCAGCGAGUGGAAUGCACAUGAAGGCAGCCAGCACCUGAUGUGUAGCCAAUCACAAAUGUGAAUCAAACCACUGGCAAAGUGUAUGCCUGCCACUUAUGGACAUUGCUCACAAAGAGGAGUUGUGUGUAGCCAUAAAGCAAUAUUAAUGGAAAACCUCUGCUGUCUAUAAGUUAUAAUCCAGGGUCUUAAUUGCACUGACAUAAUCGUCUAACAAUAAACCUCUAACAAACUAAAAGGGAACAAGCAUAUCUCUAAUCUUGCUUCUAUUUUGAUAUCGAUUAAGUACUGUAACCCUAACAGAGAUUCAUGCGUUUUGAGAAUGGACAUUGUUAAGUGGUUUCAUUCUCCCUACUUGUUUUGGGACUAAUUUCUAUUCAUUUAUACAAUGAUUUGGGGAAAAUCAAUGAUAAUAUGUAAAAACAUUGCAUGGUCUAAAACAUCCUUGUACAGACAAUGUGCUUUUAUCUGUUGCAUACUAUUACUUUAUAUUCUUAUUAAAUGUAGCUUAAAUUAUGACAUUAUUUAUUGUGUUUUGAUGACCAAUUAAUUUAAGUGCAGCUAAUUGCUUGCAAGUGAAAUGCUUUGAGUUCAAUAUGCAUCUGUUGAGAACGCUGUAAAAUAAUUAUUGCAUAAUUGUCAUUAACAUUUUGUAACAAAAAUCUAUCAUCUAUUAAUAUUUAAAUACAGUAUGUUGUAUUGAUAGUUAAUGCUGGUAUUGCUAAUUUUUAAGCACUGGGUGAUAUUUGCAAUGCAAAUACAAUACGCCUGAAAAUAAUACUGUAAUGCAAAAUAAAAUUGAAAAUCGA
Messenger RNA from Sardina pilchardus (European sardine), 1939 nucleotides. Its product is annotated as sideroflexin-5-like. Bases 143 to 1120 code for a protein of 325 amino acids. Gene Ontology annotation, biological process: mitochondrial transmembrane transport; monoatomic ion transport; citrate transport. NCBI's taxonomy places the organism in Eukaryota, Metazoa, Chordata, Actinopteri, Clupeiformes, Clupeidae. The transcript is spliced from 14 exons. Gene Ontology annotation, cellular component: mitochondrial inner membrane. The record is from RefSeq and is a predicted model, not a curated record. Gene Ontology annotation, molecular function: citrate transmembrane transporter activity; monoatomic ion transmembrane transporter activity.